Molecule: messenger RNA, 1643 nt
Organism: Lingula anatina
Lineage: Eukaryota; Metazoa; Brachiopoda; Lingulata; Lingulida; Lingulidae
Product: iron-sulfur cluster assembly factor IBA57, mitochondrial
Biological process (GO): iron-sulfur cluster assembly
Cellular component (GO): mitochondrial matrix
Molecular function (GO): protein binding
Source: RefSeq, a predicted model, not a curated record
CUUAGGCCUAAUUCUGACGUUUUGUACUUGCAUGUGUGUGUAUAUAUAUAUGUGUGUGUGUGUGCAAGUGUGUGUGUGUGUGUGCUUGCGUGUGACGUCAGCUGUACAGGUGUAGGAAAGAGGUCUGUUGAAUGUGAUGACACUCCAUACUUAACCUAUAUAAACUGAUCGAGGAAUGUGUGUAAUGAAGAUAAAUGCAAACGGUGUCAGAAUACCAUAAGCUACAUUUGUAGAUAAGUAAGAGCUACCCCGGUAAUAUGGAAUCUGAAUCAUUCUUGGAAGAAAAUUACUCUUAAAAAAAGGAACUGACAGUGAUACUGGAACAUUUGGAAUAUUAAGAUGCUGCUAGGAAAACAUCUAAGAAUGGCUUCAACUUUGUGUAAACACUUAUCACUGACACCAGUGUUAACAAGACAGUACACCCUCUCUAAUGUUAACACCAGACUCUUGGUGUCAGGAUCACAAAGAUCAGCUUUGUGUCACAAAAGGACUCUUGCAGAGCAGUCAAAGAAACAGACAGAUGUUUCUGCAGGUCUUAGAUAUCAGCAGCUGGGACAUCGCGGGUUGAUCCGCUUUGCCGGCCCAGACUCAACGCAGUUUCUUCAGGGACUCAUCACUAAUGAUAUGAACUGCCUUCAGAGAGAGUUGGACUGUCAUAAGAUGGCACUGUAUGCGUUUCUGUUGAAUGUGAAGGGUCGUGUGGUAUGUGACAUGUUUGUCUACAACAUCAGUAAAGCCCCUGAUACACACAUCUAUCUGCUGGAGGUGGAUACAGAGUUGGUGGACGAAGUACACACUACCAUGAAAAAAUACCGCCUUAGAAAGAAGGUUGACAUUGCUGUAACAGACGAACUGAAAGUAGUGGCAGUAUUUCCUGUUGAAGAUGGACCUUUUGAUGCUGAGCUUACUAUAGGUAGCACUGACGGUGCACCGUUAGUAGCCGUUGAGAAAGACCCCAGACUUACCGCCAUGGGCUACAGACUGGUCCUGCCAGCUUUUGAUGAUGUAACACCUCACCUGCCUGAUGUGAAGGAAGCAGACACCCCCACUGCCUACCAUGUGAAGAGACUCCGUCUUGGAAUUGGGGAGGGACCCACGGAUCAUCCGCCAGGAAAAGCACUGCCACUGGAGUGUAAUGCUGCAUAUCUACAUGGAGUGAGUUUUGACAAAGGCUGUUAUAUUGGUCAAGAGUUGACUGCCAGAACACACCACACAGGCAUGAUAAGAAAGAGAAUCAUGCCUCUUCUGAUAGAUAGUCAAAGCUCUGUUGACUUGCAGGCGGAGGAUGUUUUAGUUAAUUCAGAUGGAAAAGAAUGUGGGAUAUUUCGCAGUGCUAUGGGACAGAAUGGACUUGGACUAAUGAGAGUGGACGAGGCUAAAGGUCCCUUAACUGUCAGACGUAAGGGCACAGAGAAGUCGGAUGUAAAAAUGAUUGACGGUGUUACUGUUACAGCUCAGCAGCCAUUUUGGUGGCCUAGCAGUACCUAGCUUUUCUCUACUGACCGUGUCAGUACAUUGUGUUCCCAUUCUUUUACAGCUGUGACAAGAAUAAACUGUUCAUAAAUUACGAGGAAGUUUCAGGAGUGUUUUUUUUUAUUCAGUUAAAAGUUAACAUGAGAAUGAAUAAAAAUGCUCUCGAUCAA